Messenger RNA from Syngnathoides biaculeatus (alligator pipefish), 1733 nucleotides. It is a transcript of the gene cd4-1, whose product is annotated as CD4-1 molecule. Gene Ontology annotation, cellular component: membrane raft; external side of plasma membrane. The transcript is spliced from 10 exons. Bases 205 to 1644 code for a protein of 479 amino acids. The record is from RefSeq and is a predicted model, not a curated record. Gene Ontology annotation, biological process: T cell activation; interleukin-15-mediated signaling pathway; positive regulation of ERK1 and ERK2 cascade. Gene Ontology annotation, molecular function: protein tyrosine kinase binding; MHC class II protein binding. NCBI's taxonomy places the organism in Eukaryota, Metazoa, Chordata, Actinopteri, Syngnathiformes, Syngnathidae.
CUUCGUUUUUGUUAUUUCUCUCCUCUAUUUAAGUUUGUUGGAGCUGAGUUGAGCCAGGAGGCGGGCUGCACCCCGGACACAUCGCCUGUCAAUCACAGCUCGGAUGUACAACCAAUCAAUGCGUCUAGUGGGAGGUGCAACAAGCCAGCGGUCAUAAAAACGUGCGCUGAUAAAUAUUCAGUACUGUCAUCGACAACUGCCAGUAUGAAGGUGAUGAUACAGAUGCUGAUCAUGACUGCUCUCAUGUGGACUACACGCUGCGAGGAGCUGCUGUAUGUCAAGGAGGGAGACACAGUCACCCUGAGGCCGGAAGAGGUCGAGGCCAGCUCCAAGUACUUGUACUGGUCCCACAGUAAAUUGUCCAAAGGCCGCCUGGCCUGGAUGAACCCCUUAAUUGGCUGGUCAUUCACGAAAGAUGAGCGUUGGGCCCACAGGUUGUCCGUAUCCAAAAACGCGCUCAGCAUCACCGGAGUCCAAGAGCAAGACUUUGGCACUGUGGUCUUUUCAAGAUAUAUUCAACAAAAUGGUGGCGUCACUCCACUGAAAAGCUUUAGACUCGCCAAAAUCACAGUAUCUGUCAAGUCGGCAUAUUCUGCUGUGCUGCCCAAAGAAACCGUGACACUCUCCUGCCACGUGGAGACCCCUCCGAUUUACCAGAGCCCUGACAUAUACUGGCUGAGUCCGGCAGGAGAGAGGACUCGUCAGACCGGAGGAGGGCUCUACAUUCACGUCUCGAAACGAGACACUGGCUGGUGGAGCUGCAUUGUUGUGAAGGACGGCGGGGAGGACAGGGCUUCACUUUUCCUUUCGGUUCUUGACCUCUCUCCAGAUCCCAAGUAUCCUCUGUACACCUCAGAACAUUCACCUCUCAGCAUCCCCUGUCCGUUUACCCCUAAUGUCUCCUGGGAACAACUCAAAUCCAGGGGGGUCAAGAGAGUCCACUGGCACUACUUAUCAAAGUUGUUCUCCCGUGAGCUGCUCAUAAAUGCUGAGAACAUCUUGUCCUUCUCCACAAACGAUGAGAAAUCAGGCUGGAAAUCAAACUCAAGCAGGGGAAUCAAUUUUAUUGCACAGCUCCAAAAUGACCAGGUCACUUUGAGCAAAAAUCAAUGGCAAGCAGAAGACAGAGGAAUCUACAUGUGUGACUUCAAAUUUAGGAACGGCUUCUUUCUGCGCAGGGCUGUGAGAGUUGAGGUGCUCCAGGUUGUUUCCUCAGCGGGAUCGGAGCUUAGCUGCGGCCAAAGCGUCAUUCUGACCUGCAGCCUGGGCCACCCCUUCCCCAAAGACCAUUGGGUGAAGUGGUUUGCGCCUGAGUCGUCUCCUGCCCAAGCUCUGCCCAGCUCUGGGCUUCGGAACUCCACCCAAAUCAACAUUUCAGAAGUGGGCAUGGAUGACGGCGGCAGGUGGAGGUGCGAGCUGUGGCGGAAUGACACAAGGCUGACGUCCGCUGACAUCACCUUGACCGUCAGCCAGUGUUCGAGUACCUGGAUGCUUGUGACCAUCUGCGGCAGUGCGGGGUCCAUCACUGUCUUAAUCUGCCUUAUUUACAUCACUUGGAAACGCCGACAGCGGAACACAAGAGGCCACCGACAUCGCGUCUGCCGCUGCAAACAGCCGAAGCCCAAAGGAGUCUACAGAAUAUAAUGCGUCCUGCAACGUUUCAAAAUAACGACGGCGCUUUAAAGCAAGAAAUUGCAAGUCAUGCAUCGCAGCGACACUAACAGAUGAUGUCA